AUGCCCGCCCCUACCAACACCCUCCUCAUUGAGGGUUCCUUCUCCGAGCUCGCCGAUGAGUUUGCCCAGUACAUCGACGCCCUCCGCAAAGAGGGUAGCCUCCAGUCCGAGAUCGCCCCGCUCCUCGAACCUCUCCGCCAGCAGGAACAGUCUGAAGGCGAGGCCGACCUUAAGCAGCGCGAUGAGGUCCUUAAGAAGCUUGUGUCCUCUGCGACCGCUUUGAACAGUGCCCCCGAGAAGGAGAUCACUUCGGCCUACAACCUUCUGAUCCACCUCGUUCACCAGUCUUCCGACGUCGAUGUGUUCCUCCCUCGCAUCUGCACUUACCUCGCUAAGCCCAUCACCACCUCGCCCCAGUUCGGCCCUACGCUCGCCAUCUCCACCCUCACCACCAUCUUCAACACCCUGUCCUCCACCGAUUCGAGCCGUUACCACGUUCUCCUGGCCAUUGUCGCGGUGAUCCGCCAGUCUGGAUCUGGAGCUGCCUUUGAAGCCCUCCGUCCCCAGCUCACUUCUCAGCUCCCCACGUGGCUCUCGGCAUGGGAGUUGGACAACGACGACGCCCGCAAGUUGCACAUUGCCAUCGCCGAGGCCUCCAGCGCUGCCGGUGAUGAGGAUCUGGCCCAGACCCACAUCGUCCGGGCACUCGAGACCAUCGACGUUGCCGAUGUCAGCAAGCCCGAAUCCCGCGAGCUGGCCGUUCGCGCCCUCGCUACCGCUCUGCGCCGCCCCAGUGUCUUCGACUUCACUCCCCUGACUGCAUCAGACGCCGUGCAGGCCCUGCGCACCAGCGACAGCACCCUCUUCGAGCUGCUGGAGAUCUUCACCUCGGACACCCUCGACGCUUACGACUCCUUUGUCGCUGCCAACCCCCUCUCCUCCAUCUCCGGCGGCGUGCUUGCCGAGUCUGCCGAUGCCCUGGAGACCAAGAUGCGUCUUCUUACCCUCACUUCGCUGGCGUCCUCCACCCCUUCGCGCUCGAUCCCCUACACCACUAUCGCCUCCGCCCUGCGCGUUCCCACCUCUGAAGUCGAGGUCUGGGUUAUCGACACCAUCCGUGCCGGUCUCGUUGAGGGUCGCUUGUCUCAGCUGAAGGGCGAGUUCCUGGUCCACCGUGCCACCUACCGUGUCUUCGGCGAGAAGCAAUGGUCUGAGGUUCAGGGUCGCCUGAUGGUCUGGCGCCGCUCCCUCGAGAGCGUUCUGAGCGUCAUUCGCUCCGAGCGCGAGCGUUUCGCCCGCGAGGGUCCCCAGGCUCUGGGCGACCAAGAGAACAACAUGCGCAAUGACCGCCGUCGCGUCCAGCCUGCGCAGACGCGUGAGGUUGAGGCUGGCGCUGAGUAA
Messenger RNA from Penicillium bovifimosum, 1341 nucleotides. RefSeq names its product PCI domain protein. Gene Ontology annotation, cellular component: cytoplasm; eukaryotic translation initiation factor 3 complex. Gene Ontology annotation, molecular function: translation initiation factor activity. Gene Ontology annotation, biological process: cytoplasmic translational initiation. NCBI's taxonomy places the organism in Eukaryota, Fungi, Ascomycota, Eurotiomycetes, Eurotiales, Aspergillaceae. Bases 1 to 1341 code for a protein of 446 amino acids. The record is from RefSeq and is a predicted model, not a curated record. The transcript has 2 exons.